UUGUAUCCAGACCGUGCUGCUGUAUCGGAGGCAGGAGAGACGGUGGCCAUCAUCUAUGAACAGGACAACACAGCGUACCUCUAUGACGGAUCGGGUUAAACAGUGUACCUCUAUGACGGAUCGGGUUAAACAGCGUACCUCUAUGACGGAUCGGGUUAAACAGCGUGCCUUGUAUAAAGACAGAGAAAGAAGGUUUAGGGUCCAGAACAGAGACCAGAUGGGGUCAGGUACCAGAACAUAUACGGGACUGGGUCAGGUACAGAACAUACACGGGACGGGGUCAGGUACCAGAACAUACGGGACGGGGUCAGGUACCAGAACAUACACGGGACGGGGUCAGGUACCAGAACUAUACGGGUCGGGGUCAGGUACCAGAACAUAUACGGGUCGGGGUCAGGUACCAGAAACAUACACGGGUCGGGGUCAGGUACCAGAACAUAUACGGGUCGGGGUCAGGUACCAGAACAUAUACGGGACGGGGUCAGGUACCAGAACAUAUACGGGACGGGGUCAGGUACCAGAACAUAUACGGGACGGGGUCAGGUACCAGAACAUAUACGGGUCGGGGUCAGGUACCAGAACAUAUACGGGACGGGGUCAGGUACCAGAAAAGACAGACACGGGGUCAGGUACCAGAACAUAUACGGGACGGGGUCAGUACCAGAACAUACACGGGACGGGGUCAGGUACCAGAACAUAUACGGGACGGGGUCAGGUACCAGAACAGACAGACACGGGACGGGGUCAGGUACCAGAACAGACAGACACGGGACGGGGUCAGGUACCAGAACAGACAGACACGGGACGGGGUCGGUACCAGAACAUAUACGGGACGGGGUCAGGUACCAGAACAUACACGGGACGGGUCAGGUACCAGAACAGACAGACACGGGACGGGGUCAGGUACCAGAACAGACAGACAGACACGGGACGGGGUCAGGGUCCAGAACAGACAGAUGGGAUAGGUAGUUGUUACCUUGCUAAAGUGAUGAGGAAUCUAGUUGAUAUGGACCCUGUACUUUAUGUGAUGUGAAAAUCAUGUGAAAUGUAUUCUUGGAAUAUCAGAAGAUGGAGACUGAUCUGUUUGGAUGAACUAGUGUCUGUUUUAUUAUUUAUUAGUGUCUUAGGUCUUAUUCUAAACUGUGUGUUUCCAGCCCUGAAUGCUGAAAGCUGUGGUAUCAGACUGUAUACCACGGCUAUGGGCUGUGUCCAGGCACUCUGUGUUGCGUCGUGCUUAAGAACAGCCCUUAGCCGUGGUAUAUUGGCCAUAUACCGUACCCCCUCAGGCCUUCAGCCUUAACUCUUAUUAUAAACUGUGUGGUUUGAGCCCUGAGUGMUGAUUGGCAUAACAGACCRUGUACCACGGGUAUGACAAAACAUUCAUUUUUACUGCUCUAAUUAUGUUGGUAACCAGUUUAUAAUAGCAAUAAGGCA
This is a messenger RNA of Salvelinus sp. IW2-2015, 1434 nucleotides long. NCBI's taxonomy places the organism in Eukaryota, Metazoa, Chordata, Actinopteri, Salmoniformes, Salmonidae. The record is from RefSeq and is a predicted model, not a curated record.